AUGGACUGGCAUGAGGACCCAAGCCUUUCUGACCCUUCAGACUGGGAAUUCCACGAAUUUUUGAAUUUGGACGCUAUGGCCAACCACCCGGACUCCGUCUCAACCGAGUCUCCUGGAUAUGACCUCGAUCAAACAACGCUUAAUGAAGGCCUCGGAUCAAUCUCUUCCCUGCCCCAGAACUUUCAUAGCAGCGAGACCAAUGCUGUCGUGGGAGUCGACAACAUUGAUCUAGUUCUCCAAGAAGAGUUAACCGGCACUACCCCCUCCCAAGAGAGACACUGCUCGUUGAACCAACAACCCUUACGACAAGAUACAAUCAUGCAGUGCCAUGUAUCUGUGACCAGUCUUCAUCAGCAUACCUCCCCUCAGCUCUCAUCUUCAAUAGCGGAACAUCAGGACGCCCUACCAACUCUGGAGUCAGAGUUUAAUCACAACGGACGACCAGAUUCACUCUAUGACACCACAAAUCCUUUUUCUCAAGUAUCAGCGAAUACCUCUGGCUCCAUGCAUGUACAAGAAUCCCCGGAGCCCGAUUAUAUACCCAUGGUCCAAUUCAUCGAUGGAUCGAAUAGGAGACAGACCCCUCUGGAAGGAUGCGGCAUCUUGAAUGUGGGGUAUCAUUCAUAUGAUACCUGCCAUCGAAAGAGGAAAAGGAACGUAACGGACCAGCAGAACAGAGAUCAGGUGAUCGAACAGGGUGGAGCUUGUCUCCGUUGCAAGUGGAAAAAGUCGAGGUGCUCCCCCGGACCAGUCUGCCAUAUGUGCGCCAAAGAAGCCAAAAGGGCACAACGAAGCACAUUGUUCUGGACCGAGUGUAUUCGGGCAGAUGUCCUGAGCUUCAACGUCUUCAUUCCUGGUGGACUCAUUCCAGCCACCCUCAUGUCUAUCGCUGAAGCCAAAAAUUUGAGAAGAGGCUCCUUUAGAGCAAGAUUUGCACAUUUCCUCGGAGAUAUAAUUACACCACAAACCCCGGGCUACUCUCCCUUGCGACUGUUGCAGUUGAACUUCCUCGCGGACCUUUCAGUCUUCAACCUACACGAAGCAGAUACACACUUAUCUCGAUUUCGAGCUAUCGCGGUUUUUGCACGUGCAAAUCACCUGUUGUCAGCGAGCCAAAUGGCUGAAGACCCGAACCAGAGCGUUUGUGGUCGUUCAACAUUUCUCUCACCAAGAGAAUAUCUGGGAGCCUUAGCUCCUGGUGCCGAAUCUUAUGUCGAGCAUUAUAGAGCACAUGCAAGCGUUGAAAUGCUCGAGUUACUGGAAGACUUUGUGCGUUCCCACUCCAGCGUGUCUCAGAGUCUCAGAAUGCCUUGUACGGGAUUGAUGAUCGUUGUUGCGUCGGUGCUCUACUGUGGCUUGGUUGAAUCCGUCCUGCCAUCCUGCCGUGAUCAGCAAACAGAAUCCCAGCAGUUCCUUGGCAAAUAUCUGCUACACAGCAUCAAAAUCUUCUGUACCUAUGCAUUCCCAUCAGCUGAAGGUCUCGUCGAGGAGCUUGGCUCUGUCGAACUUGGAGAUUCCCUCCCAGAGAAGUUUAUCCACAAUUUGAACGCCCAUCUGAAUUCAGCUCCAGUAGAGCCCUCGAUAGACAGGACUGAGCACUUGCGGUAUUUGAACUGGCCGCGUCCUGUCAGCAGAAAAGAUCAGCGGCUCGAAAGCCUCGGCUUGGAACAUGCAGGGGACGCUCAAACACGGAGUGCUGAGAAUGUUCACUGGAUCUAUUCGGGAAUUCCGCCCGCCUACACACAAAUAUUUGACUUCACCGUUGCGGAGCUUUCAGGCAUGAUGAAUGCUUUCCAUUUCCGCCCAUCUAGCCCAACUGAGCGGAUAUCAGCUUCAACGAAGAAUUGCCAGCCCGAGUCAUUCAAGACGUUCCGGUUGUUCUUGAGAGCCAGCCUCGAGGCGGCCAUCGAGAUUAUUGCCCACGAAAGAGAGCUCUGCCUCGUUCAGCGGGCGUCUGACAAUCACAACAAUAGCCCACCCAAGCUGCCCGUUAUGCAGUUCGGAACAACUGCUGAGAGUGAUUGGGCUUGCAGCAUGAUCGCUCUGGGCUCCAUGUUCAGAACCAUCGUCCUCGAUAGCUUUGCCCAUGCCGAACUGGUGCAAAGCGCCACAAUGCAACACGGACACCCAGAAGCAGCAAUCAAGCUGUGUGAAGCCGUAGAGACGCAGAUUGCCGCAGGGUUCAAGCUCUUGUGCACCCAUCUCCCUAUUUGGAGAAAAUGGACUGGAUUCGCAUCGCAUUUUGCUGGUCGAAAGUCGAUGAAUGUUAGGGUGUAG
Rhinocladiella mackenziei CBS 650.93 is the source of this 2277-nucleotide messenger RNA. RefSeq lists its product as uncharacterized. The transcript is spliced from 5 exons. Bases 1 to 2277 code for a protein of 758 amino acids. NCBI's taxonomy places the organism in Eukaryota, Fungi, Ascomycota, Eurotiomycetes, Chaetothyriales, Herpotrichiellaceae. The record is from RefSeq and is a predicted model, not a curated record.